AUGUCCCAAACUCCCGGUCAAGUUGGCAUCCAAGCCGCUGCCGUGAUCUCUGGGUCUUUUCUAUCAGACCAACAAAGAUCUCCCCAGGCUGAGAGAAUCACAGGCGCAAUGAUGUCCAUCUCCCUCAUCACGAUCCCAGUUCUACUAGAUACCAGCACCCAAUCCAGGCCACUGCUAGAUCAAUUCGUGACUCUUUACGACUACGGCCACAAGAUCAUGCCAACUCUCUCAGUCGGCACAUGUGCCCUGUAUCUUUUCAUUGCUAGCAGAAAGCGAGCCCUAGAUCUUCCAUGGCCCAUUUACGGUCUUGCAGCGGCAUCGACUAUCUCCAUAGUGCCAUUCACGUGGAUUUUCAUGACCCCAACGAACAACGCGCUAUUUGCAAUGCAUGCUGCAUCGGAGCCUGAUUUUCAGGAGGCCCGGGAACUCAGUGUCCGGUGGCAGUGGUUGCAUGUAAUCCGUUCACUUUUCCCAUUGGUUGGGGCCGUGAUAGGAUGGAGAGGCCUGCGGGCCAGUCUUGGGUAA
Messenger RNA from Penicillium verhagenii, 525 nucleotides. It is a transcript of the gene tpcL, whose product is annotated as anthrone oxygenase tpcL. The record is from RefSeq and is a predicted model, not a curated record. The coding region runs from base 1 to 525 and encodes 174 amino acids. NCBI's taxonomy places the organism in Eukaryota, Fungi, Ascomycota, Eurotiomycetes, Eurotiales, Aspergillaceae. The transcript has 2 exons.